Messenger RNA from Dermatophagoides pteronyssinus (European house dust mite), 1543 nucleotides. RefSeq names its product RCC1 and BTB domain-containing protein 2-like. Gene Ontology annotation, molecular function: protein binding. Lineage: Eukaryota; Metazoa; Arthropoda; Arachnida; Sarcoptiformes; Pyroglyphidae. The record is from RefSeq and is a predicted model, not a curated record.
UGCAAAAGAAAAAAUGAAAAAAUCACCAACUGAUACUUACGUAGAUAUUGAAUUAUUUCGAAAUGAUUUAAAAGAUAUCGAUCCGGAGUUUAUUGGAAGCAUGGUUUCUAUUUAUAAAAUAUCACACCUAGAUAAACAAAUUAGUUAUCUAUGUAUGACCAAUGUUGCAACUUAUGGUUAUGGUGAAGAAAUAUGCAAAUGGCUAUCAUUAAAACAUGAUCCAAAACGACCACAGCAAAUUGACAUUUUGAAUGUUUAUUUAGCCAAUGGUGAUUCAUUAUGGCCAAAGAACAAUGCUUUUCGAUUGAUCUCGACCUGUGAUGAUGAUGAUCGUUUUGAAAUGAUAGCAUGUGGAUGGGAUCAUUUGUUAUUGUUGCGACUAGAUGGUACUGUUUUUGCUUUGGGUGAUAAUUAUUACGGUCAAUUGGCCAAUAUUUCACAGUCAUCGUAUGAUACUGUCGUGAACACUGGUUUAAAAAAUGUUAAAAUAAUUGCUUGUGGAGCGUACCAUAGUCUUGCUCUUACCAAUACGAAUCAAAUUUAUUCCUGGGGCUGUAAUGCGAAUGGACAGUUAGGUCUAGAUGAUAUAUUUAACCGAAGCACACCUUCAAUGGUAACAUUUUCUGAUAGUCCAAUCAAAAAUAUUGCGGCUGGCAUGUAUUAUUCUUUAUUUUUAUUCGAGGAUGGUCAGAUUUUCCGAUGUGGUUAUGAUGAAAGUUAUAUUGAUGAUGAUGAUCAAAAUUUAAUGGUGCCGACAAAAUUACCGAUUGAAAAUGUGCUAAGUGUGGCUUGUAAGAAUGAUCUCUCUUUUUCAUUUUUUUUGGAUCAAUCAUCCCAUUAUUAUGUAAUGGAUGAUUUAGAUGAUGAAAAUGAAGAUGAAGAAUUGGUCUCGCUCAAAAAAUUGGAUGGUCCACCGAAAUCAUUUGUUGAAGCAUCAAUGCCUUUCGAAUCAUCAAUUACUUUUGGCCUUACACCAAUCAUCCCUGUAUUCGAAUCGAAUGAUCCAAUAUCAUUUAUUGAAUUAUUGGAUAAUCCUGAUAAUUAUGAUGUUGAAUUUAUUAUCGGCGACAAACGUAUAUUGGCUUCAAAAUGUCACUUAAGAAUGUCAUCAAAAUAUUAUAAUCGAAUGUUUUCGGGUGAUUGGCAAGAAAAUAAACAAGUGAUCAUCAAUUCAUAUAGUUAUGAUGUAUAUUAUUCAUAUCUACGUAAAUUACAUAAUGGUUAUAUUCAAAUUAAUCGAUAUAAUAUUAUUGAACUUAUUGAUUUGGCCAAUUGUUAUGGUGAUGAACAAUUAUUCAAACAUUGUAAAACAUUCAUACUAACAGAUUUGAAUGAAUGGAGUUUAUUUACUUAUCUUCCACUAAUUACCAAAUAUGAAAUUAAUGAAACGUAUGGUAAACUUUUCGGGUUAACUAUCAAUAAUAUUUUACCAAAAAUAAAUAACUAUCUUUCAAAAAAUCAAGAAAAAAUUACAAAAUUUCUUGAAUGGUUUUCUGAACAAAGAACAAUUCUUAAAAACGAAUUUGAAAUUGAAUUUGAUUAA